AUGUAUAUUAAAUAUAAUAAAAAGGAUUAUGAAGUAGAAGUAAGUGAUGGAGAUCAAGAUGGUGAUAAUAAAGAUGAUAGUAGUGAUGAAGGAGACGACGAUAUAGAAAAGAUAGAUUCUAUUAAAGAAGGUAUGGUGGAAAAUGUAGAUUCUAGUAGUAAAGAAGCUGGUGAAAUAGAUUCUGAAGAUGGUAAAGAAGUAAUAGAUUAUAGUAAUAUAGUUUCUAGCAGUGAAAAAGGUGGUGGUGGUGAAGAAGAAGAUUCUGAAGAUGGUAAAGAGGUAAUAGAUUCUAGUAAUAUAGUUUCUAGCAGUGAAAAAGGUGGUGGUGGUGAAGAAGAAAUAGAUUCUGAAAAUGGUAAAGAAGUAAUAGAUUCUAGUAAUAAAGGAAGUGAAGAAGAUGAUAAACGAGAUAUUGAUUCUGACAUAGAAGAAGUAAAAUUAGAAGAUUCUAGUGUAGGUGUCAAUAAUGUAAGAAUAUGCAGUAGAAAAAGAAGAUUUGCAUCAGGAGGAGGAGGAGAAGGAAGAAGAAGUAAUGAGGAAAAUGAAAGCAGUACAGUUUUUGAGAGAAAAGCAGUAAAAGAAGAGCAACUUUCUGGUAGUGGAGAAGAUGGUAUACAAAGAAGGAACAAAAGAACAAUAGAAGAGGGAAGAACAGUAGUAGUGAGAGGAGGAGGAGGAAGUGGUACUGGUAGUGGAGAAGAUGGUAUACAAAGAAGGAACAAAAGAACAAUAGAAGAGGGAAGAACAAUAGUAGAGAGAGGAGGAAGUGGUACUGGUGGUGGUGAUGAUGAAAGUGAUGAAGAAAGUGAUGAAAGUGUUGAUUUCAUCAUCAUUCUUCUUUUCUGA
This is a messenger RNA of Homarus americanus (American lobster), 846 nucleotides long. Its product is annotated as dentin matrix acidic phosphoprotein 1-like. The coding region runs from base 1 to 846 and encodes 281 amino acids. The transcript has 2 exons. NCBI's taxonomy places the organism in Eukaryota, Metazoa, Arthropoda, Malacostraca, Decapoda, Nephropidae. The record is from RefSeq and is a predicted model, not a curated record.